AUUGCAGGUUCAGUUGGCUCAAUGGCUGCGGCUGCUGCCGCGUGCGUGGCCUCGCGUCAGUAGAGGCUGCUAGGACGCCUGGCGUGCAGGCUGGCGCGGGGCUGAGUUUGUGUGCGCCUCCCCCGAUGAGGCGCGACACCCCGUGAUGGCCAGGAAGAGCACCGGCCGCAAGCGAGAGCGGGGGGACCACUCCGUGGAGCCAAACAAGCGCGAGCAUUCUGACACCACCGACGAGCGCGUCAUGGAGCCCGCGUUGCGCCUUGAGGACAUGCAUGAGGUGGAGGAGCUGACGGACGCGGCGUCGGGCGGGCUGGCCUUCCCGGCGGGCGUCAUCAAGAUGCUGGACAUCAUGCACACCGUGCAGCUCGACGCCGACGCCGGCGCGCAUGCCACAGAGCAGGUCCUCACCAAGAGGGCCCUGCUGGCCAAGAUUGUGGCGUCCACAUCGCGCGCCGACUGCGCGGCGCUCUUCCUCCGCGAGGGCGGCCUGGCCCAGCUGCAGGCCUGGCUGGGCGAGGCCAUGGACGCCGCCGCCGAAUUCGCCGACGACCCCUCCGUGCGCGCGCACGUGGAGCGCCUCCUCAUCGCGCUGCUCAUCGCAGUCGAGCGCCUGCGGGAGCAGGCGGAGCGGCUGCAGGAGGGCACGAUGGGGCUGGUGGCGGCGCUGGCCUCGCCGGAGGCGCAGUUCUCGGACCAGGUGAAGCUGCGCGCGCGCCGCCUGGGCAGCAGCUGGGGGGCAGACGGGCGGCGGCGCAGCGGCGGAGGAGGGGGUGUGUGGGACGGCGCGGGGGAGAGCAGCACGAGCGGGGCGGAGGUGGCGGUGGAGAGCAAGGGGGACACGAGCCCCAGCACCAGCGCGGAGCGCGACGAGAGCGCGGACACCGUGUCGAGCAGGGCCGGCAGCCGCGCAGCAGCGGGGGUAGGCGCGGCGGGGCAGCGGGACGGGAAAGGGAGCGCGGGGGAGGGGCGGGGGGGCCGGGAUGCGGGGGUGGAGGAGGCGGCCGGGAUCAUGCGGCUGAAUAUGAACAGCCCGGUGGCGGGCGCGCCUCUGCCGCCCAGCUUUGGCGGCGCGCCCGAGGAGGGCUGCCCCCGCGGCGGCAACGAGGGGCAGGAGCCAGAGCGCAGCAAGUACGCCAAGAUUGACACCGCCGCCGGCAGCAUGCCAGGGGGCCUCCCAGGAGGGGCGCCGCACUGGGGGCCACAGCCACACGAGGGGGGUCCGCGCCUGCGGCGGGGAAGGUGGGGGACGGGCAGGCAGGCGCGGGGCAGCAGCGACGCAGGGGCAACAGCGGAGCUGGCGGGAAGCUUGGCGGCGCUGCGGGUGUGUGGGAAUGCAGGCGGGAAGGGUAUGCUUGACGAGGGAGCGUCUCGCGGAGAGAGGCGGCACGAGGGGCUGCACAGGCAGGAGCUGCCAAAGGAGGCGAGCGGGGGGGGAGCGGGGGCGCGAGCUUGCAGCAAGGGGGGACGGAUUGGGGCGUCGGCAAUGCGAGACAUGACCAUAGGCGAGGACCUACAGCUGGCAGGCACGUUGAACCGCAUGGAUAACGACACGGCAAGAUCGGCAAAUGCAUAACAAGCAGUUGUGUUGGACGGACGGGGAAAGCAGCGACGGUAAUGUAUAGUGUGUCCACUAGUGAAAUACCCGCGUCCCUUUGAGCAUCCGGUCAAAGGAGGCUCUAGCUGUUACCCUCUUCAAAACGAAGUUGUAAAUGCUGCCCUGUUUUAAGGAUGUUAAUCGGCCUAUGGUUCAACUCCUAUGACACUAAUGCAGACAUAUUCAAGCUUUCCUUGAGGGCUCAAGGAUGCUCACUGGCUUCUCGUGGCUUUCAUUGCUUCAGAGUACGUUCACAUAAAUUGAGGCAUGUCAAAAG
This is a messenger RNA of Klebsormidium nitens, 1871 nucleotides long. The record is from the annotation of a GenBank genome assembly. Lineage: Eukaryota; Viridiplantae; Streptophyta; Klebsormidiophyceae; Klebsormidiales; Klebsormidiaceae.